AUGUUUGCCGAUUGGAGUGACGAUAACACUACGAUCUUGACCGAGCUCUUUGUCCAACAAGUGCGUGCUGGCAAUAGGCCAGACAAGCACUUGACUCGGAAUGCUUAUGAGGAAGUUGCAAAAGAUUUCAAAGUCAGAACAGGUCUGGAGUACACCAAGUUCCAACUGAAGAACAAGUGGGAUAAGUUGAAGACUGAUUACAGCAAUUUCAGAAAACUCAAAUUGAAGGAGACCGGUGGUGGGUGGGACUAUGAGAGAAACACCAUCAAACAAGAUGCUGAAUGGUGGAAGAAAGCAAAGAUAGACAUCCCUGGCUGUGGCAAGUUCCGAAAGUGUGGACUUCAAAAUGAGAAUAACUUAUCUAUCAUGUUUGCUGACAUCACGAGUGAUGGUACAGAUCACUGGAAUCCUGCUUCAGGCACCAUUCCCCAAUCUAGCAGUGCAACUUCUAUUUUCAAUGUGGACGACAUACAAGAUGUUGAUCUGGAGGAGACCCAAACAGGUGAGUCACAUGCUGAUGGAAAAGGGAAGAGACUUGGGAGGUAUGUGGAUGGCAAUAACAACAAGCCAAAGACAUCUCUUGUUAUACAAGAACAGAUAACCAUGGGUGGAGAUAUAGCAGAGAGGACCCAAUCCAGCUUUGAGUCAUACAUGAAGAAAGAAGAGAGUUCAUCGAUUACUUCUGUGAUGGAUCUGGUUGUUGAGUGCGGUGCAAUAGUAGGAAGUGAUGAAUAUUUCAUUGCUAGUGAACUAUUUGUGAAGCGAGAGCAGAGAGAGAUGUUCCUGCAUAUGACGGAAAGUGCUGCUCGUUUAGAUUGGUUGCGUAGGAAAUACAACACCAAGUAUGGGCAUUAG
Messenger RNA from Triticum aestivum (bread wheat), 855 nucleotides. RefSeq names its product L10-interacting MYB domain-containing protein-like. The transcript is spliced from 2 exons. Bases 1 to 855 code for a protein of 284 amino acids. Lineage: Eukaryota; Viridiplantae; Streptophyta; Magnoliopsida; Poales; Poaceae. The record is from RefSeq and is a predicted model, not a curated record.